CGAUCGAGCCAGCAGCACCGCAAAAUGCAGACCGAAAUUCUACAGUUUUACAAAAACAAAACGGUUUUUGUAACAGGUGGUACUGGAUUUCUGGGAAAAGUCAUCAUUGAGAAGUUACUGCGCUCCACAGAUGUGAUUCGUGUAUAUUUUUUGGUAAGACCGAAACGGAACGACAAUGUGGAAGGUCGAUUUAAGGCUUGGAAAAAUGAACCAGUUUUCGAAACUCUGCUCAAGAUCAAGCCGCAGGCUCUGGAACUAGUGAAACCCAUUUCCGGGGACUGCAGUGAACCGGGUCUGGGUCUCAGCAAUGUAGAUCGAAGGACGCUGACCUCCGAGGUCCAGAUCGUCAUCCACAGUGCCGCCUCCAUUCGCUUUGUGGAACCACUUCACAGGGCGCUUAACAUCAACACACGAGCCACGCGCCUCAUGGUGCAGCUGGCCAAGGAGAUGCAGUGCCUCCAGGCUUUCGUGCACAUCUCUACGGCCUACUCCAACUGCCCAUCGGAUCAUAUCCAGGAGCGUUUCUAUCCGGAGCACUUGUCCUGCCCGGCGGACCAAGUGCUCAAGUUCAACGAGACCUUAAGCCCAGAGCUGAUGGACAAGAUGUCUCCGGCUCUGAUGGGAAAGUUCCCGAACACCUACACCUACACCAAGGCCCUGGCCGAGCAGGUGAUCCAAAUGGAGGCUCAGGACCUGCCCAUCUGCAUUUUUCGACCUGCGAUAAUUUUAGCCAACUUUAAGGAACCGAUGUCGGGAUGGAUUGACAAUCUUCACGGACUCGUAGCCUUGAUAUACGGCAAUGCCCACGGCAUUCUUCGUCUGAUUUAUGCCAAUCCAAAGGCCGAGGCUUUAUUGGUGCCUGGCGACUAUUGUGCCAAUGUGACUCUUGCAUCCGGUUGGCACAUGGCCAAGAAUGCCAAACCAAAGAGUCCAGCGCCCAUUUACGCCUUCGCUCCGAGCAAAUCGAAUUCCAUUACCUUUGGGGAAUCAGUUAAGAUGGGCAUCGAGUACAACCAUAAAAUUCCGGUGACCAAAACAAUUUGGUAUCCAUUUGCUCACUUCACCACCUGUCCGUGGCUUUUUCAAUUGGGCUGUUUCUUUUAUCAUGUGCUACCCGGAUAUUUGUUUGAUCUCUUGUUACGGCUUAAAGGUGAAAAGCCCAUUCUGGUAAAAAGUUAUCACAAAAUCCACGAGACACUGGUGCUUCUGUACCCGUUUAACGGAAAAACCUACUUGAUGGAUACGAAAAAUACCACCCAGAUGUGGCAGUCUAUGUCGCCGGAGGAUAGGAGUAUAUUUCCCUUCGACAUGGCCAAUCUCAACUGGGAGGAGUACUUCCGUCGCAUCCUGUCCGGGAUGCGGGUAUACCUCUUUAAGGAAUCCUGGGAUACCUUGGCUCAUGCUAAACGUAGAUUAUUCAGAUUUUACUUAAUGCAUCGCUUCCUUCAACUUGUGCUAUGCUUUGCUUUCUCCAAGUUUAUUUGGUUUUUGUACAAUCUUGUUAUUAAUGAAGAACCUAAAACACAAGUGAUUUCUGUGACACCCCGGAAAUUUAGUUUGGGAUACUAAUUUGCUCAAGAAGAUUAAAAGUGUUUAUAAUUCCAAACAAAUUUUAUAAAUUUCCAUAAAUAAAAAAAAAAAUAACAACAA
This is a messenger RNA of Drosophila elegans, 1650 nucleotides long. Its product is annotated as fatty acyl-CoA reductase wat. Gene Ontology annotation, cellular component: peroxisome. Gene Ontology annotation, biological process: long-chain fatty-acyl-CoA metabolic process. NCBI's taxonomy places the organism in Eukaryota, Metazoa, Arthropoda, Insecta, Diptera, Drosophilidae. Gene Ontology annotation, molecular function: alcohol-forming very long-chain fatty acyl-CoA reductase (NADP+) activity. The transcript has 5 exons. The coding region runs from base 25 to 1569 and encodes 514 amino acids. The record is from RefSeq and is a predicted model, not a curated record.